GCGAUUGUUGUCAUCAACUGCAGCAGCAGAAACAGCAGCAGCAGCAGGAGGAGGAGGGGAAGGAUCUUGCUUGGAACGCACCAUGGCCCGCACUGGAUGGUCCGUUGGCCCAUGGCUUUGUUGUUGCAUGCUCCUCUUCACGCUGCUGUGCACGUUUCCUGCUUUGCUAUUGGCUGAAUCUUCAGAGGGGAAUGGACAUAUGCCGGAGGGCGACUUGAUCGAGCUGACUGACAAGACAUUUGAGCAUGAUACCCAGGCAUAUACUGGCCAGACAACGGGCCAUUGGCUGGUGCUGUUUACUGCUUCACCAGAGGGAAGUCGGCAUGUCGAAGCCCUGAUGAGGGAUCUGAAGAAGGAUGAGAAAGUGGGGGAGACAUUGUUGAUGGCCAAGGUGGAUGUUGCCAAGAACUUGGCCACGCAGAAGCGUUUUGGCGUCAGUGAGAACUUCAAGGUGAUCCUGUUUCGCGAUCGAAAAAUGUUUAUUUAUGAAGACGAUCUGACGCUGGAAUCUCUCCGGAAGUUUGUGACGGGAGGCUUCCUGAACCAGGCUGGUCUUAAGGUGCCAAGGGAGUCAGCUCCUAUAGAAAGCUUCAUGGAAGAACUUCAAAAGGGUUACCGAGUCGCACUGAGUUUCGUCAUCCAAAGCCCACUGGGAAUGUCCAUUUGCGGCGUUCUCGUCGCUUUGUUUGCCUAUGCCGUCACACGGAGCAUUCUCGGUUUGGAUGUCAAACAAACGAAAGUGAGGCGUGGACUUCGGCCAAAGCAUGGGCCGAUCCGGCGAAAGGCAAGAGCAAGCUGAGGAUCUCCAGUAUUUGGGUUGGUAUGUAGGGAAACUUUCAUAUUCCUCCAGAGUCCAAACGGGCUUUGGAAGUUUGGAGGAAACAAGGUGGCACUUGUGCAAAAGACGGCUGUCUGAGGAGUCUGCGGUCCUCUGUAGGCCUCGCCAUCAAUGAUCAAAGCAGGUGCACAUAAUGAGGCCAUUGAUGAGAGAGCCUCGCCUAUUAGUGUUGUUUGUGUUGCCCCCUCCUUAUGCAGGCAGGGUUUGCGCAUUGCUUGCUCAAGAGGGAGGGAGGGAGGGAGGGAGGGAGGGAGGGAGGGAGGUUUUUGUUUGCCUCCCUACAAUCCUCCCUACAAAACCCCUGCCUUUUGUUUCAUGUCAUCAUCAAGAUGGGUGAGUGAGGAUUCUGUUUUUUUCUUUUCCUUUUCAGACUAGAUUUGUCAAUGAUAUGGCACAGCUGCUGCUGUCCAUGUUCCAUUAGGGGUGAUUGUGUUCUGAAAUUGCACAAGGUUGGAUUUGCUUCUUGUACUCUCAGGCACAGUGUGUUGUUGACGAUCCCCACAUCAAGGCAAGGUGGGAGUUUGCCAUGCAAGCUGGUGGAUCCAAGCAGUAGAUGAAUGGGGUAGGAGGGAGAGAGAGUUGGGUUUCUGCAACGGCUGGGAGCAGAGUUCAAACAGAGAGGGAGGGGCGGGAGGGGCGGGAGGGGAAUGGGGUAGUUUGUGGUCCAUGAUUACCGUCCGGGACACGUGUUGAAAGUCUUUGUACGCUGGUGGAGCCAAGCCAUGGAGGAAGAGGGAGGGAGGGAGGGAGUGGAAGGGAGGGGUAUGCACACCACCCUUAGAGAGAGCUGGGUGUCUGCAAUGGCUGGGAGCAGAGUUGGAGGGAAGGGAAUGGGGUAGUUGGUGGUUCAUUGUUGCCGUUGGGGACACGUGUUGAAAGUCGUUGUUGUCAACGCAAAAAGAUGCGGCGUUCGGCUGCCGAAUUGUCUUCAUGCUGACAGUCAUUCCUGUUACGCUGACUGUCAUGCGAAUGAAUGCCUAGUUGUGAACAGUCUGUAGAAAGAUCUGUACGAGUGAGCAGAACAAUCGCAGAAUUCUGUUUCGUCACGUUCUGACGCCGACGAGGUUUUCCUCACAGUGUGGUUGCAGAGGUUCCCCCGUUUUCUGUUUCGAGUCAAAUAGUUUGUGUUGCGUGCGUAACUUGUGUUCCAAAAAGUUACUCGGUUCUGCUGCCAAAGCGGACAGUCGACGUUCUUUGGUAGACGUUUGUUCUCCGGUUGCCGUGGACAUGGUCGUUCUGUUGUGUGUUAGCUUUCCGCAACAAUUCUCCGCAUGGCGAUCACCUCUUUCGAUAGCAAUGUGAUUUGAAUCGCUGUCGUUUCUGCUGCGGCCAUUUCCCUGUUUAUAACGAGAACGGUGCUGCUGUGGCCAUUUCCCUGUUUAUAACGAGUACGGUGCUGUACAGGAGGGAAGACCUCUCUGAACGAAUAAACCUGCAUAUCGGGGGAUUACCAACAUGGAAGUGGAAGUCGAUGUUCAGACAGUUCAGGUCUAUUCAUGUCAGGGUCGAGGUCAUCCCAAAGCUCGCAAGGGAGUCUGUGGUGUGUAUGAUGUACUAGAAUAGCCAUGUUGUAGAAUGGUCUUUCCUGAAGUUUUUAUACAGUGGUGUGUAUGGUCCAGAAUAGCAGUGUACUACAGGUAGUCCUAUGAUGCAUAUGUACUAGAAUAGCUAUGCACCUGUGCUAUAUCCGAUGCUGUAUAUGUCUUGGAAUAGCUGUGUACUAGAAUGAAUGUCUUUGCAGGUC
Messenger RNA from Chara braunii, 2582 nucleotides. NCBI's taxonomy places the organism in Eukaryota, Viridiplantae, Streptophyta, Charophyceae, Charales, Characeae. The record is from the annotation of a GenBank genome assembly.